GAAGAUAGCGGUGCUACGUCAUCAUUGUGCGCGCCGUGUGCCGUUGAGGAAAGUCGUGUCUCCUCGAAGAGGCGAUUGUCUUAAAAAGAGAAAGGAUGCCUCUACCUGCAGCACUGCUGGCCCGCUUGGCCAAGAGAGGGAUUGUUAAACCGUCAGACCAAGAGGCAGAUGAGGAGAUUAUUGCUGAAGAUUACGAUGACAACAAUGUGGAUUAUGAAGCUACGAGAGUGGAGAGUCUUCCCCCAAACUGGUAUAAAGUGUUUGACACUGCUUGUGGUCUUCCUUAUUACUGGAAUGUGGAGACAGAAUUGGUGGCCUGGCUGUCCCCAAACGACCCAACUGCAGUGGUAACAAAACCUGCCAAGAAAAUUAGAGCCGAGGUAGCAGAUGAAAAAAUUGAGAGGCCGUUUGAGAAGCUAGAGAGAGAGCGGGAGCGGGAAAGAGAAAAAGAGCGGGAAAAGGAACGGGAACGGGAAAGAGACCGAGACCGAGAGAGGGACGAGGGGAGGGACAGAGACAGGAGAAAGCCGAGGAGAGAGGAGGCAGCGCCGUACAGUAAGAACAAAAGAGGGAAAAAAGAUGAUGAGAUGGACCCCAUGGAUCCAAGUGCUUACUCUGAUGCCCCAAGAGGCUCGUGGUCAACUGGCCUGCCCAAGCGUAAUGAAGCCAAGACGGGUGCAGACACUACGGCGGCCGGGCCCCUGUUCCAGCAGCGGCCCUACCCCAGUCCAGGGGCCGUGCUUCGGGCUAACGCAGCUAACCAAACACCCAAAGAAUUCCGGGCGUAGAUCCACCUUCACGUGGUCUCCAUCCUCAAAGCCGUCCGGCACUUUGUUUUGCAUCAACAGGGGGAUGGCGAGGUUCAGGUUGAUGUCUGACUGAGGGCCGUUUUGCCACAGCUCAAGCUGCCUCCGAGAGUCUACGAGGCGGAGUUAGAGAUGCACAAGGAGCUUUGCAUGAGGGGUUAUGAUCACCUGGGCCUUCCACCCCCCCCACACACACACACAUAUUAUGAGAGAGGGCGAGUGCAAUCACUGGCACCGACAACUCACUGGCAACUCACUGGCACCUCAGUGGCAAGUCUGUGGCAAGUGCCACAGACUUGCAUAGAUAAUGUAUUUUUUUAGACUUACUUAAAAUAUGCAAUACGAUAUUGCUGUACAAUACUGCUGUACUAUAUUGAAUAUUGUUUUGCUACUACUACGUUUCACUUCGUAAUAUAUAACACUUAUAUACCAUGAUAUGUAUAAUGUACCCGCCUUUCUUUAAUAAUAAAAAAUAUAUAAUUAA
Pseudoliparis swirei is the source of this 1290-nucleotide messenger RNA. It is a transcript of the gene pqbp1, whose product is annotated as polyglutamine binding protein 1. Gene Ontology annotation, cellular component: cytoplasm; nuclear body. Bases 96 to 788 code for a protein of 230 amino acids. NCBI's taxonomy places the organism in Eukaryota, Metazoa, Chordata, Actinopteri, Perciformes, Liparidae. The record is from RefSeq and is a predicted model, not a curated record. Gene Ontology annotation, biological process: alternative mRNA splicing, via spliceosome. Gene Ontology annotation, molecular function: ribonucleoprotein complex binding; protein binding. The transcript has 8 exons.